CCCUGCGUCCAUGGUUUACUCUGAGCCCGUAUUUAAUUCCUCUAAACCCCCAGCUGCCGCCCUGGUUACUCACUGAACACGACAGACUGUGAACCGCUCUGGUUAUUAAUAAUUCACCAGCCCUCCGUUUCUCGGCCGCAUGCAGGACCCCGCACGGCACGUCCUCACUGCGCCGGUGCCUCCGUCCAGCCACGCUGUCUUUUCACUUCGAAUUGUUUUUCUUACAUUUUUUUUUGUGGAUUUGCUCGGUGUCUCACACAGGCGUACGCGCAUUUCACCUCCUUGUUAACGUAUUUAGCCUAUAGGCAGUCCCGGCUGGCAGUGCCCACCAAGCCCCGCUAUAGUCUCAUCAACUCUUAUUGUUGCGACAUCCGCGCUGCCACAUGGUGAGUUUGGUUGUAGACGCUGUUCUCUCCGCGACUUUCUCCGGACACUGAGGAACAGGUGGGGGAGGACCGAGCGAGGAGGAACGUUUUCAUAUCAGCAAAGCCGGAGCAUGCACAAGGGGGGAAAGCGCGCGGCGGCGUCCCAUCUGCAGGAGCAACAGCUGAUCUGGUGAGCGCGUAAACAGAGAGUGCAAGCUACUUACUGUCGGUGCACAGCCACACUCCUGCUCUGUCACUCGGGCUCACACGGUGACUGUGUCGGUGUCGCAGAGCGCGGCGACUCGGUGGACAUUACGGUACCGGGACAAACUGGACAGAGAACACGCAAGCACAGCCUUGAAGCCGACCAUUUUCAUGGGAAUUUCACGAGUUGAAACCGAAACAUAAACACCUUGCAUGAAGAAGUCGGGAAGCAGACGACUUGGAUUACACAGCUCUGUCCUCCUUUGCCUUGACUGAGAGGAGUUGACUACCAAUUACAAAAAAAAAUGUUUACCGGGCAACAGGCCGUGUAUUAGGGCUCUUUUGCUUCCGGUAUAAGGCCCAGACGAACAAGAAACCGAGUUUUCUCUCUCCCACACACUUUUUUUUUUUGGAAGCCGAACUUUUGAGAGUGGAAAAUGGGUCUUUGAGAGUGUUGGCACAUUUCCCUACACCACAAUGGCAACCGAAACCUUUCUGUUGAACGAAGAACCCUCCAGAGGUCCUGGGAUGCCUGAAUGCUUUGUAGUAUCAGAUUCAUACAGGUAUUACCCUACUCACCUUCUAAACAAUGCCUUAGUGGAUGAAUUUCAUCCCUUCAUUGAGGCCCUCCUCCCCCAUGUCCGUGCCUUCUCCUACACCUGGUUCAACCUGCAGGCCCGCAAGCGCAAGUACUUCAAGAAGCACGAGAAGAGGAUGACCAAGGACGAAGAGCGCGCGGUGAAGGACGAGCUGCUGGGCGAGAAGCCGGAGAUCAAGCAGAAGUGGGCCUCGCGCCUGCUGGCCAAGCUCCGCAAGGACAUCCGGCCUGAGUUCCGCGAGGACUUUGUGCUCACCAUCACGGGGAAGAAGGCGCCCUGCUGCGUGCUGUCCAACCCCGACCAGAAGGGCAAGAUCCGCCGCAUCGACUGCCUCCGCCAGGCCGACAAGGUGUGGCGGCUGGACCUGGUCAUGGUCAUCCUGUUCAAGGGCAGCCCCCUGGAGAGCACGGACGGCGAGCGGCUGGUCAAGUCGCCCCAGUGCUCCAACCACGGCCUGUGUGUCCAGCCGCACCACAUCGGAGUGACGGUCAAGGAGCUGGACCUCUACCUGGCCUACUUCGUCCACACACCAGAACAAUCAGGACAAUCAGACAACUCAAACCAGCAAGGAGACACAGACGUCAAGCCCCCACCAAAUGGCCACUUGAGUUUCCAGGACUGCUUUGUGACUUCAGGGGUGUGGAACGUAGCCGAGCUGGUCCGCGUUUCGCAGACCCCGGUUGCUACAGCGACCGGCCCCAACUUCUCCCUGGCUGACCUGGACAGCCCCGGCUACUAUAACAUCAACCAGGUGACCCUGGGACGGCGCUCCAUCACCUCCACCCCCUCCACCAGGACUGAAAUGGAGCUUUAUGCAAGUCUCCCACGGAGCUCCAACAAGCGCAAGUCCAUUGACGACAGUGAGAUGGAGAGCCCGGUGGACGAUGUCUUCUACUCGGGCCGUUCCCCAGCGGCGGGCAGCAGCUCCCAGUCCAGCGGUUGGCCUAAUGACGUGGAUGCAGUGCAACACCAUUUGGCCAGUGUGCAGGAGAGGAAGAUUAAGCAUGAGAGCGAUGGAGUGCAGUUUCCUUACCAUGGACUCUCAUCGCCUGGUUCUCUUAAGAAGCCGGGGAAAUUCGAUUUCAGCGCCCUGUCCUCCCAGACGAGGUCCCCCCGCAUGGCGUUCACCCACCACCCACUGCCAAUGCUGGCGGGAGUGAGACCAGAAAUGUAUCUGUUGGCAGGGAGUCCCCGUGCUUCAGCCUCGGCCUUGCACUUCCCGUCUCCCUCCAUCAUUCAGCAGUCUAGCCCAUACUUCACCCACCCAACCAUCCGCUACCACCACCACCCUGGACAGGAUCCCCUGAAGGAAUUUGUGCAGUUUGUCUGUGCUGAUGGCUCGGGGCAGGCCGGCGGACAGCCAAACGGGAGCGGCCAGAGCAAAAUGCCAGGCUCCUUCUUGCUGCCUCCACCUCCCCCAGUGGCCCGCCCAGUGCCCCUCCCUAUGCCCGACUCUAAACCCAACAGCACGCCCCCUGACGGCGGACUCUCCUCGUCCGCAUCUCCGUCAUACUCCACGCCAGGCGCCACAGCUUCCAACAGGUUUGUCGGCAUCGGAUCACGGGACAACAACUUUCUGAACAUCCCGCAGCAGACACAGUCUUGGUUCCUCUGACAAGAUCUGUGUACAAACCAGCAACUAGAAUUCUUUCUUUACAAUCGGAAAUAGAAAAACAGAGAAACAACCCGCAGGAUGAUAAUCGUCCUCCAACCAACCGACCGACCCGCCGACCGGCCCUGACAGUACGUCUCAACCUGAUAAAAUAUAACCGAGCAACGCAGGAAAUUCCAGCAGCAUGACGCUUUUUAGAGGAACUCUGGACUCAUUUAUCCAGUCAGAGGGAGGACCCGUCUCGAGCAACAAGAUGGAUCGAUGGAAAGAUGAAUGGAUGGACAAGAGGAUGCCCAGGAUAAAGAAGGGGUAAGGGGACAAACAGCAGCAAGCAGGUCUCUCCUAAAAAAAACAACCACCACCACCGAACCAGCAGCAACGCAGGAGGAACCUGAGGAAGGGGGGAAAAGCGGUCAACUGUCUCCUACUUUCGUGAGGACGCAUUGUGUAAUGAAUGGCUAAGAAACUCAACUGUCCAACAAAAACAAAAUCAGGUUCCCACGACACAGAUGUUACAUUUAAGCUACACAAAUCCAUUUGGUUUCCAAUGAAAGCUGCAGUCCAUGCUCCUGUGAUGUCUGUCAUCACCCGAAACAAAACAAAAAUCCAAUCGACCAAUGUUUCUCUCCCUCUGAGUGACCAUUGACUCUACAAAGUCCCCUUUUUAUUUACCCUGCUACUAACUAGAGCGAGAUCAUGCCAAAACAUAUCUUGAUUAAGGGUUGCACUAGAAGCUGAGUCAAUUAACACUAAUCGUAACGAUGUGCACUAUUUACCUACAAGGCAUGGGAGGUAAACCAGACUUGCCUAUUGAGAGUUUUAAAGAGAAGUGCCCCAGGUACAAGAAGCCUUUCAUGUGUCCUCGACCCAUUGUUCAGUUUGACAAAUCAUUGGCCUCCGCUCAUUCUGACAUUUUCCCGCACAACGCACACUCACACAAUCUGUGCCAUGACCACAGCAUGUGUGUGUACGAUCGAAAACACACACAGUUGCCCAGUCAGACCUUUUAGAUUGUAGUCUCCACAGGUGGCGGUGUUGUAAUCAUAUUUUCCAAUUUAUCUGCACACAGUAAGCCCCGUCAACUCUUUCUACCUAUUUGAUUAGAUAUCCAAACGUCACACAUGCUGAAAAUCCCAGUGUGUGUGUGUGUGUGUGUGCGCAUCAUUACUGGCAGUUUUCACGACUACAGACAGCAGUUAUUGGUUCCCCCCCUUUUGCCCUCUUUGUAAUGUAGAUGAAUGAUUUUGUUAUCGCUUGUGUGUUCUCUUAUUUGAAUUUAUUCCUUUUGGAUUUGUACUAUUUUAUAAUUGUUUUGUAUUUGAAUUACAGCACCUUAUAGAGAAACACAGUAAGAAGUGGGAUGUUGAAGCGGUGUAGACAGGGUGGUUCGCUGACCUGGAUCAAAUAGUACAUGCAAAAAAGCGUUGACGUUUUCGGGAAAUACACUUGUUUGUUGUUUUUUUCCCUGAGAGGUAGGCGAGAAGAUCGAUACCACACUCGAGUGUGUACAUGAAAUGUGAAGCUACCACGGGCAGCUGGUUAGCUUAGCUUAGCAUAAAGGCUGGCAACAGCUAGCAGGCCUCUGCUGGAGCCCUUUGCGUCCGAACGCAGCUCGUAGGCAGAUUUUGUUACCUUUGGACAGAGCCAGGCUAGCUGGUUCCCCUUAUUUCCAGUCUUUAUGCUAAGCUAAGCUAACCAGCUGCUAGCGAUAGCUUCAUCUUUAACGGACAGACAUGAGAGUGGUAUCGAUCUUCUUGUGUAACUCUUGGCAAAAAAAAAAAGCAAAUAUGGGUCUUUUCCACACUGUCAAAAACCUAUUUGCCACGUACAGUACAGUACUGCAAGACCACACAAUGCAGGAUUUUGACAAUCACAGGAAGCUUAUUUUCUGGGGAACUUACCUGCUGAACCAUACAGGUCAACAACAACAACAACAACAACAACAAAACCAGCCCCAUCUACUAUUUGACCCAGGAACCAAGGAGGAAAAAAAAAAAAGGUUGCUGAAGAUGGGACCCAGAGUAAAAGAGAGAGUAGCUCUUCUUUUCUGUCUCCCUAAAGUUUACCCUGUUGUUUACACUCCCAGACGGGCCGCUGCUCCAAGAGCAGAGGGAGCCACACUGUGGAGCAAAAUGAAUAUGUGACAUAUCUGGCUGUUUGCGGAGAGGGAACGAGGGCCUCUAAGGCUAGCAGUAGGACGAUCACCCAUGUGCCCAUUUUUGUUUUUGGUGCACAGGAUCAGGUCAAGGAUAUCGGUUGCUAUGGAAACCCCCCCCCUCCCAACACACACACAUACACCAGCACUCCCCACCUAACUAUUGUGAAUCGAUGAGCCCUUAAUGAUCAAAACUGCACUAAAACAAUCAUACCAGCCAACCUUGUGAGUUUAAAAAAAAAAAAGUAUUCCAGUAGAUUGACCAUUGCAGUGGAUGUAUCGCUGGGAUGGAAACACACUUGUAGAGCACACAGAUGGCCACUUCUUAAACACAGACUUAUAAAGACCACUUACUAUAAAUGCAAACACCCCCUCCCCCCUCCAUGCUCGACUAUUUCAAUUCAAAGGGAAGUCUUAAAAAUAGACAAUCUGAGGAGGCCUUUAUGCUUUCAAUCGUUUUAUAUCCUUAGCCUAUACAUAUAUUCUGACGGAUUCAGUCAUCUCCUGUUAAAAAAAAAGUUCUAAUGACCCAUCCAACCUCACAAAAUAACUGGACUGCCUGGCCAUGUUCUUCACUGCAGGGAAACACAACAUAGUUGGCCAAAAGCGAACGGCGCCCCAUCUCAUACCGCUUCGUAGAGAGAACCAGCUCCGCUGAGAACAACGUUAACGACGGCUAAACGUGAUUUCUUUUCUAAUCUAUGGAAGUGCCUCUGUAUUCCCAUUAUGCAAUUUGUCAAACAUGAAUUCAGGUUCUUUUUCUCACAUAUAAGCUAUAGUGAACGGUGGAAAAUUUUAUGUCAGGAGAAAAGGGGGUGGGGUGGGGGGGGAGGAAACAAAACGGUGACAGCUCACUAGAUAAUCGCAAGCAUCUUUAUAUAUAAUACACAUAUAUAUUUAUAGAUAUAUAAAUUUUUUUUUAUUUGCAAGAUAAGCUCUGUGGCAGUCUAGUUAUUUUUUGAAGCAUGGCGUACAUCGCACAGUCAUAGGAUGCAUCUGAAAAAGCGCUGAUUAGAGCUAAAAGUACCAGUCUAAACCCACACUAAAUGACGAAAAAGUAAAAAAAAAAAAAUCUGCGGCAAACACAACAAUAGACACAUAGACAGUGAUGGUGAUGUAGUUGAGGAUUAAAAAAAAAAAAAAGAAAAGAAAAAAAAAAAGAACAGAUUUGGUUUUGUUGUUUUCUUUCUUGUUUUGAUGGGAAGUAUUGUUCUUGAAACUAAAUGAUGUAUGUCGAUUGAGCCAUGUGCAAUGCCUUGGUAGAGGAAUUGUGUUUGUGUGUUAGCGAUUGUUUGAGGGUGUCCCAAGAAAAGAGGGGGAAAAAAAGGAGAAAAAAAACCUCUACGUUUCUUUUUUUUUUUUUUGUUUUUGUUUUUUUCCAAGUCCACGUGCUCCGGGACUCUAAAUACGAGGGCAGCGAGAGAAAUAUCCCAGUCUUUGUAAGUAAGUUUGGGGAAAUAGUUUUGAAUUUCCUUUUUGUUGUUGUUUUGUUUUGUUUUUUCUCCUUUUAUCGCUUUUUUUUUUUUAAGAAAAGAGAAAAAAAAAAACUUCAUUUCUAAUGAUUUGUUUUUAAAAUGUGGGAGGGCUGAAGGAACGAUUUUGCAACUCAAAAUAUAUAUCACUAUGAAACCUGGUGCUUUCGUAAAGAAUCAAAGUACAUUCAAUCUCUAUUAUACAUAAAUAAUAAUAAACAAAAUUAAGUGUUAUGAUAAAAAAAAAAGGAAAUUUUUAGGAAAACAUGCAUUAUUCUAUUUCUCUUUUUUUUGUUGUAUUUACCGAGGGGGGAGGGGUUCAUUGUAUGAAAAGGUUGUUGUGACAAAAGGCAUUCUUCUCUUCCCCCCCCCCCACCCCCCACAAUAUCACAUAGCAGAGGAACAGUCGGAGGGAGAUUAACCUGGAUCUUGUAUCCAACACAAUCAAUCCUAGUGUGGGACAAAGACAAGAUCUUCCCCGAGUUGGGAGAUGCACAAUUAUAGAUUCAAAGAACGAGGGGGAAAAAUAAAGAGUGAUAUCUGGUUUGAUUUAGGUGUAAACGUCUAGUUGGUUCAGAGAGAGAGGGAAUCAGCGGACUCUGUCUGGCCAGAGGGGUGCUGCUGUCAUCAAUUCAAGUGAACCCCCCACCCCCUUCCCCUCUUCCCCAUCUCCCACUGUAAAUGAUUAUAAAUAUUUGUUUGGUGAUGUAGUGUUAUAGACUCAGAGCAUCUUAAAGGUUGUCCCUAAAAAGUGCCUUUUGUUCACAGAUUCCAUCUUGUAAUCCUGAGUGCCCAUCUCGAAUGAAAAAAAUAUAACAAAAAAAAAAAACACGUCCCCCUCCUUCAUAAUUCUAUAUCUUUCUCUUCCUCUUCUUGGAGCUUUUUAAAAGCAGUAUACAUAGUACUAAAGGAAAAAAAAAAAUUGGUGUGAUUUUAGUUCUUCUUUUUAUUGUUGAAUAAUUAAGAAAAGCAAAAAAAAAAAAAAGACAAAAAAAAAAAAAAAAAGGACAAAAAGAACUUCUGUCUUGCUUCUCUUCCUCUGUAUCUUGUCUUCUGUCUAUCUUGGACACUGGAGUAGUCUAUAGCCGCGUAACCCUCUCUUCCCCUCCUCCCCCCACCCUUUCCUCUUCUCCCUUUCUCUGAACGGCGGGGUUUUAAAAAAAAAAAAAAAGGAAGAAAAAAAAAUACGCAAAGUUUUUUUUUUUUUUUUUUUUUUUUUUUUCGUCUGAGCAGAAUGCAGUUAGCUCACAUGUUAUUCUUGUCUGUACGCUUCACAUUGUAUUACCAUACCCAUCUUCUUCAGCUUCUCCAUUCAACAGCUAAUGUAAGUGAACAAGUUACACCAGGGGGCUCUGGGCUGUGCUGAGGCUGGGGCCGGGUCAGGGCAAAGAAAUAGUCCCCAGUCCCCCCCCCGUGGAUGACACAUCAGCCCGCGGCGGAGGGAGAAAAGCACUCGCGGGAACUUUUGGUUUGGGGCGUAAGCGAGGGAGAUGACCAGUAGGAUUGCUAGUAUAGGCAGGUUUGUUUGUAGUCCUUGUUUCUGUCUAAUUCUUUUUUUUUUAUAAUUGAAUUUGGAUUUGCUUUUUGAUUAUUUUCUUCUUUUUUUUUUUUGUCGUCAUUGUUUCUGCGUAUCUUAGUCAGCAGGAAGAUGCUGCGUCGAGACCUUCAGUUAUGCACCUUUCUAGUGGUUGAAUGAGACCAGCUGUUUUUAUUUUUUAAAAAGGAAAAGAAUGACUUGAAGCACCUUAUAAGCGGACUGGUUCCACAGCAUGGAGACUGAACGGCUCACAUUUAGCACAAUCAUAAAGAGAUGUUAGACAUUGAUUCACAGCCAUUCUAAAAAAAUCGCAGUGUUUGAUCGACGCAUUGACCAAAGUGAUAAUGGUUCCAAAAGCUGUACGAAACUAGUUGGUGACUUCUAGAGAAAAAAAAAAAAGCACCGUGAAAUUCCACCAGCAAAAUCGAGUGAUUACACAUUUUUUUUGUCCUGCAACAAAAAAAA
Molecule: messenger RNA, 8409 nt
Organism: Sander lucioperca (pikeperch)
Lineage: Eukaryota; Metazoa; Chordata; Actinopteri; Perciformes; Percidae
Gene: nfixb
Product: nuclear factor I/Xb
Exons: 15
Coding region: 1047-2783 (578 amino acids)
Biological process (GO): regulation of transcription by RNA polymerase II
Cellular component (GO): nucleus
Molecular function (GO): RNA polymerase II cis-regulatory region sequence-specific DNA binding; DNA-binding transcription factor activity, RNA polymerase II-specific
Source: RefSeq, a predicted model, not a curated record